Pecten maximus is the source of this 2467-nucleotide messenger RNA. Its product is annotated as vacuolar protein sorting-associated protein 13C-like. Gene Ontology annotation, biological process: protein retention in Golgi apparatus; protein targeting to vacuole. The transcript has 18 exons. Bases 23 to 2467 code for a protein of 814 amino acids. NCBI's taxonomy places the organism in Eukaryota, Metazoa, Mollusca, Bivalvia, Pectinida, Pectinidae. Gene Ontology annotation, cellular component: extrinsic component of membrane. The record is from RefSeq and is a predicted model, not a curated record.
GUUCAUUGCCAGAGCUAAGAAAAUGACAUUCAACUGUCGUCUGCAGAAAUUCUUUGUGAAAGAUCUGACUCCAGACACUCUAUAUCCUAACAUCCUCGAGAUUGGUACUGAUGAAAACCCAUUCUUUGACUUGAAGGUUGAACAGUUUAAAUCCGACGGCAUGACACGGCGGUUGUCACGGCGAAGUACAGAACCUCUCGAUUACUAUGCUAGGCUACACAUUGGUCAGCUCCAGGUGGCAUUCAUUAACAAGUUUUUCUGGGAAAUCACGAGGUUUUUUGAGCCACUGAAGAGUCCGGAGCUGUCUGAUGUAGCUUAUAGGACAAAGGAGUCUGUAUCGAAACAGAUGAUGGAGAUAACUCCGGCAACGGUAAGGGUUGCUCUAGUGGUGAAAGCACACAUCCCCACCGUGGUGGUACCGCAGCACUCGCAGUCACGUGACCUCUUCUUCGUGAAGUUCGGUAACCUGGAGGUUUGGAAUCAGUUUGAGAGGAAAGAAGUUCGAGAUUCUGGUAUGUCUCAGGAAUGGAACCACUUCAGUGCCAAGCUUACCUCUAUGCAGAUUAGCAAGGGCAAACUUCUGGAGGACAAUGCCACGUUUGUAGUUCUCCACCAUCUUGUGGAGCCUGUUAAUUUCACUGCAUCAUUCAGCCUCGCUCUAGCUCCAUUUGUGGCCGAUAUCGUUUAUGACGUCUCCGGUGAACUCAAUCUAGUCAAGGUAAAUAUGCUGGAGACGGACAUGAAGUUAGUUAUGGAUAUCAUGAAGCAGAACUUCGGAGAGGGAGCCCCGUCAGCUAAACCAGAUCUGGCCAAACCUUCCUCAAUGAAACCUACCAGUACAAUGGACUCUAGUGUGACAGUGAUUCAGCAUGACCUUGACACGCCCACUACUCCAGAGGUCAUGCCUGGGACACCCUACAAUGCUGUGGUUACCCUCCAGGGUCUUGUCCUUUGUCUUUAUGAGGAAACUAACGGGACUACAAGUAGUAUAGAGAAGAACUUCCUCAGCCGAUUUGAAGUAGGGAAGAUCAAGGCCAGAGCCAAUAGUCAUAAAGAGGGCGAGAACAAACUCGACUUCAAUCUUUCAUUUCACACGAUGUCAAUUGAUGAUAUGAGACCUAACAACACCCGGGCAGUGAGAAAUGUAUUUUACUGUACCAGAGAGGAAGUUGUCACGGACGAUGACCACAAGCCACUACCUAUGAUAUCUGUGAUAUACAAGACUGCACAUGAUGGAAGUCAGGAAGCGGACAUACGUAUGGAAAAAGUCACUCUAAACUUGAAUGUUCCAUUCCUGCUACGUUUGCAAGAAUUCUAUGCUGUUUCCAUGGGAACUACUUCAGACUUACCUCCUCCGCCUUUACCUGGUGACCUUGACACUGAUGGAAGUCAUGUUGAUUCCCCUGACCUACCCGCCCCCGUCACUCCUCUCAAGGUCUUCUGUACUAUUAAGGAGCCAGAGAUCGUUUUGUUUGCCGACCCUAGUCUCGAGGACAGUCGUAUAGUUGUCCUCAAGGCUGAUAUUGAAGUGGACAUGGUGAACAAUGAAAAAACACAGAAGCUUGUAUCCAAAGUAAAAGAUCUUAAGAUGUAUUCAGCCCAAUAUUCAACUCAACAUGCCGUCAGCAGCUGGGUGAUACAGCCUUGUGAUCUGACUUUUGAGAGGACGUACAACAUUUUAGAAAACCAUGUUGAUAUGUCGGCUCAUAUUACGGAGCUGAUAUUGUGUACGUCUCCAAGUGUCCUCCAUUUUGCCUUUGAUGUGUUGGCCUUGAUGGGAGGCAAAGAUUCUGAGACACCAGAAGACCAAGCCACCACAUCACAGACGGAGGAUUAUAGGAACCUUUGGGGUGUUAAGGCAACAUCUGCUGAGAAAUGGCUAAACAAGAUAGACAACAGUGGUAACAGUUCCAUGAACCCGUUGAUACCUCAGAUGUCUCCGUCAGAGAGCCUCCAUUUGGAAAUCGAACAGAUACAUGCAUACUUCCAAGUGCGUAACCUUGACCACCAGGUGAACCUUCUUCACAUAAGAUCAUCGUUGGACUGUAAACUCCAUGACUGGAACAAACAGUUCCACAUGAAUGCAGAAAUGAAGCUACAAGUGGACUAUUUUAAUGAGAAGCUCAGUGUGUGGGAACCGCUGGUGGAACCAGUGUCCGAGAAGGAAGGCAUCUACCGACCUUGGGAGGUGGUCAUCAAGGUGAUUAGAGGGCGGAGCUACCCUAUGACCUUUAACUACGUUCAGGAGGGAUUUAACAUGGAGGAGUGUCUCCGUAAUGACGUACAGCAGUUGCUUCACAACAGUCGUCGUCGUUCGAGCAGCUCCGAGUCAGAAACUGACGAGUCGACCGAAAUGACUGUUCUCAGACCAAAGUUGCCACGAAAGCGGUCCCGAAUUGCUAGUGACAAGAGUUAUGUUUCAUACCUUUACGAAACCUGUCUCAUGGAAGCAGAUGUAGACCUAUAA